Amaranthus tricolor (Joseph's coat) is the source of this 1780-nucleotide messenger RNA. RefSeq lists its product as uncharacterized. The transcript is spliced from 13 exons. The record is from RefSeq and is a predicted model, not a curated record. The coding region runs from base 368 to 1528 and encodes 386 amino acids. Gene Ontology annotation, cellular component: endoplasmic reticulum; COPII-coated ER to Golgi transport vesicle. Lineage: Eukaryota; Viridiplantae; Streptophyta; Magnoliopsida; Caryophyllales; Amaranthaceae.
AUAACCAAAAAAGUGACGGCGCAGAACUGGAGCGCAGAUCCAGCGGAGCAGCGAAAUUUCCGAUUGUUCACAAUUUUCUCCUUCAAUUCUCUUUCCCCGGCGACUUCCUUCCUCUCUCUUCUCUUCUCAUUUUCUCUCUCGUAAUCAUCCACACACGAACUCACCAUCACCAAAUUCAUCAAGCUAAGAUUCAAAGUCAGGAAAGAAAAUUGGAUUCAGAAUCUGUUCAUCAUCUCAUUGUGGACCUAGUUGAACUGAUUUGAAUUGAAUUGAUUUUAGUCAACUCAAUUCUAUCAGAAUUCAACAAUCUUUUGCACUUGUGUAUUUUAUUCGAUUUUGAAGAUAUUUUGGUGAAUUUUGGUUACCGAUGGAGGGAAUAUUCAACAAAAUUCGAAAUUUAGAUGCAUAUCCUAAAAUCAAUGAAGAUUUUUACAGUAGAACUCUUUCUGGUGGCGUCAUUACUCUUGUUUCUUCCUUAGUCAUGAUCCUCCUUUUUUUCUCUGAACUCCGCUUAUAUUUACAUGCUGUGACAGAAACACAGCUAGUAGUCGACACUUCUAGAGGAGAGACCCUACGCAUCAAUUUUGAUGUCACUUUUCCUGCAUUACCAUGUUCAAUUCUCAGCCUUGACGCAAUGGAUAUUAGUGGACAGCAGCACCUUGAUGUAAGACAUGACAUUAUCAAAAAAAGAAUAGACUCUCAUGGAAAUGUGAUAGAGACGCGACAAGAGGGUAUUGGUGCUCCCAAGAUUGAGAAGCCUUUACAAAGACAUGGUGGAAGGUUGGAACACAAUGAGACUUAUUGUGGUUCAUGUUAUGGUGCUGAAGCGUCAGAUGAUGAUUGUUGCAACUCUUGUGAAGAUGUUCGUGAAGCAUAUAGAAAGAAGGGUUGGGCAGUUUCGAAUCCUGAUUUAAUUGACCAGUGUAAAAGGGAAGGUUUUCUACAAAAAAUUAAGGACGAAGAAGGUGAAGGAUGCAACAUUUAUGGAUUUUUGGAAGUCAAUAAGGUUGCUGGAAAUUUUCAUUUUGCACCUGGAAAAAGCUUUCAACAGUCUGGGGUACAUGUCCAUGACUUACUGUCAUUUCAAAAGGAUAGUUUCAAUAUUAGUCACAAGAUCAAUAGAUUAGCUUUUGGGGACUAUUUCCCUGGUGUUGUGAACCCACUUGAUGGUGUGCAGUGGACACACAAUACUCCAAAUGGAAUGUACCAGUAUUUUCUGAAGGUGGUGCCCACUGUAUACACAGACGUGAAUGGACAUACUAUUAACUCAAAUCAGUUUUCUGUCACUGAGCACUUCAAGAGUGCUAGUGCUGGUCACUUUUCGACUCUGCCUGGAGUAUUCUUUUUUUAUGAUCUAUCUCCAAUCAAGGUGACUUUCAAAGAGGAACAUGUAUCCUUUUUACACUUCAUGACAAAUGUUUGUGCUAUAGUUGGAGGUGUUUUCACUGUAUCGGGAAUCAUAGACUCGUUUGUGUAUCAUGGACAAAGGGCAAUUAAGAAGAAGAUGGAAAUCGGAAAAUUCAGCUGAGGGGAUAAGCAUCGUCAGAGGCUGCCGGUGAAAUUUUGAGGGCAUGCGCGAGGACAUUUAUUUUUAUAUCUCCAAUGUAGUCCUAGAUAGUUUGAUCACAGAAGAACAGUUUUGUCACAGCUUCAGGAAUCAGGAUAGAAUUUUCAUUUAAUCUUUGAACUAAUUGAUCAUUCAAGAAUUCCGAAUCUUUUCUAUGCAUUUGUCAAUUGUCUCUUCCUUGUGCUACAAUUGUAAAUUUGUUGCCAAAACUUA